GAUGUUUGCUAAAAAAUUCAGAUUUGUGUUUAAUUAACAAUGGCUACAUAAAAUAGAAAAUUAAAAAUUAAAAUGGGAAAGAUUAUAAUUAUAUAAAAAGAUUAGAGCAAUAAUUAGCUAUCCAGUAAUAUAAACAUUUAAAUAUACAUUUCCUGAUCAAAAGAAGAUGAAUUUGAAAAAAAUUAUGCAAUAAGUAAUUUUAACUUUAUUAUUAUAUUUAAAAGAUCAAUUUUCUUUGAUUCUGUUGUUUUUAGCUUUUCUUCAUGGUGAGUUUACUUUUUAGCAUUACUAUUUGGAUUUGAAUUUUCUAAAUUUUUAAUACUACAAUUCCAUCUUAAAAGAUACAACAGAAUUAAAUAAAACAUACUUAAGAUUUAGUUUGAUUGCGAUGUGA
Paramecium sonneborni is the source of this 394-nucleotide messenger RNA. The record is from the annotation of a GenBank genome assembly. Lineage: Eukaryota; Ciliophora; Oligohymenophorea; Peniculida; Parameciidae.